This is a messenger RNA of Pedinophyceae sp. YPF-701, 1647 nucleotides long. The record is from the annotation of a GenBank genome assembly. Lineage: Eukaryota; Viridiplantae; Chlorophyta; Pedinophyceae.
AUGCCAGAUGAGCGGUCGCAGGAGCGCGCUAGCGAGGAGGAGGAGGUGGCACUGCUGAUCGAGGGGGAUCGCGGCACUGCUGCGGCCCCCACGCAGACGGCGCCGCAGAAGGAGGUCAAGUUACCUGCUGUUGUCUGGGCGGUGCAAGUGCCGCAGUUUGCGAUAGCCUUGCAGUACCAGGUGCCCUUCGUCGUCGGCGUGUACCUCGUGCGCCAGCUCGUCGGCCCGGAUGGCUCCGAAGACACUAUCGGGCGCAUGGCAGGCAUGCUGGGAGGCAUGGGGUCGGCCGGCGCUUGCGUCACGGCGCUAGCGUGGGGCUUCGCAAGUGACCGCUGGGGCCGCCGGCCCGUGGUCAUGGUCGGCUGCGUCGCGUCCGGCGUCAGCAUCAUCCUCAUGGCCCUCGCGCCGGCGUUCUGGCUCGCGUGCCUCGCCCGUUUCAGCGGCGGGCUCUUCAACGGCACCAUCGGCGCCAUCAAGGCGGCCAUCGCCGAGGCAUGCGACGCAGUGGGCGCGAACCAGGCCACCGCGUUCGGCCUGAUGUCCACGGCAUGGGGCGCCGGCAGCGUCGUGGGGCCCAUGCUCGCGGGGCUGCUCUCGCGCCCCUGCGACGCGGUGCCAGACGCCCCCCUGUGCGCGCCCGACACAGGGCUGCUUGCACGCCAGCCCUACCUGCUGCCGUGCGUGGCCACCGCGCUGGCGCUCUGGCUGGCGUCGCUCGUGGUCCUCGGCAUGCCGGAGACGGCGCCGAGGGUGCUCCGUGCGCGGGAGGCCGCUGCACGGCAGCGCGUGGGCAAGGACGUGGAGAUGGCCGCCAUGGCGGACGGGCGCGGGGCGGACGCGUCGUGGCGGCGGAGCGACAGCGCGGCGACGCUGCCGCACGCGCCGGGGUCGCCCCCGAGCGGCGAGGGCGACGGCACGGGCCGUCCGGACGUCGCACCGGUGUCGGCCGCAGACGGGCGGUGGAAGGACGGCAGCGAGGUGGGGGCGGCGAGCAUGUCGGACAGGGACUGGUGGCGGUCGGGGCAGGUCCGCGCGACGGUGCUCGGGUACGGGGCGGUGGCGCUGCUGUACUGCAUCAUGGACGAAGUGACGCCGAUUUUCGGGUCCGCGGCGGUCGCGGACGGGGGUCUGGGGCUCCUCGAGCACCAGCUCGCGCUCCCGCUGUCCGUCGGAGGGAUCGUUCUGGUCGUUCAGGCCGUGUACGUGUUUCCGCGCCUGUCGAAGCGCUUUGGCGUCCACCGCGUCCUGCGGUGGUCGCUGGCGGGGCAGGCCCCCACGACGUUCCUCGUCCCAGCCACGUCCGUCGCCGCGGGCGCGGGGGCGCCGCGCGCGGUCGUGCUCGCCCUCCUGGCGAUGGCCGUGGUCGUCAAGGUGGUGUGCAGCGUGUGCAUGUUCACCGGCUCCAUCAUUUUGAUCAACAAGGCCUCGCCGCCCAACGCCAUCGGCGCCAUCAACGGCCUGGCGAUGACGGUCGCCGCGCUCAUGAGGGCCUGUGGCCCGAUGCUCGGGGGGCUCCUCUGGGGCGCGAGCCUCACCGUCGGCAUGCCCGCGCACCAGUACUUCCCGUUUGCCGUCACGUCGGCACUGUGUGUGGCGACCUGGCACCUCUACGGCAAGGUGGUCCCCGACCGACCGGCCGGACGAUGA